This is a messenger RNA of Cynara cardunculus var. scolymus (artichoke), 691 nucleotides long. Its product is annotated as 28S ribosomal protein S33, mitochondrial-like. The coding region runs from base 156 to 464 and encodes 102 amino acids. The record is from RefSeq and is a predicted model, not a curated record. Lineage: Eukaryota; Viridiplantae; Streptophyta; Magnoliopsida; Asterales; Asteraceae. The transcript has 3 exons. Gene Ontology annotation, cellular component: mitochondrion.
CUUCAUAUCAAAGCACGAAGCACCCCCUUUACGGUUCAGAGGCCCAAUUUUUCACCCUUGACCACACCACUCUCAUUCCUGUACGAUUGAAGAAUCUCAGCACCACCCUCUGCUGCACCUGGUUCAGUCGCCGCUCGCUUGAAAAGAUUGAAAAGAUGAGCACCUCAAGCUUAAGAAGUAUGUUGGCUCAAGCAGCUGUUAGAGGAGUAACAGAGGCAAGGGCAAAGAUAUUUGGUCAUGUACUUAACCCAACUGGUCAAAGAUCCGCCCACAAGAUUUUACGCAAGAAGUUCAUCGGUGAAAAAGUUGCGUCAUGGUAUCCAAAGGACAUCGAAAAAGAGGACCCUCUUGUCGUGGCACGCAAAGAACAAGAUCGUUUAUCGAAACUUGAAAUGUUGAAGCGUCGUGGAAAAGGAGCACCUAAGAAGGGACACGGAAAGCGUGCUGCUAAACGUAAUAAAUAGAAAUCGAUACCCAAUAUUGAACGUUUUCUUUGAUAGGCACAAAGCAAAGAGGUUGCUGCUAUUUGCCUUGAUUUUUAUCAGUCAUUUGAGAGAUAUUAAACUAGGGGGUUGUGUAGUUUCCUUAUCUUGGUUAUGUUUUUUUUUUGUAUACAUGUAUCUCUAUUUGUACGUUAUUGCUUACUGAUAACUAGUUCUUCAAAGAGAAAAAUGACGUCUCUCUUUCACAU